AUUCCACCAUCCUAAUUGUAAACGACUGUUGCUACUCGCCCCUCUCUUCUUCCCAUCCUUCUCCCACCAAAGGGGUUUUUCUUGAAGAAACAGGUGUUCCCAUGCUGUCCGGAAUUAAAGUGGGCAAGAAGAAGAAGAAAACGUCCGAGGCACAGCCGUCUUGGACGGCAACACCAUCGGCGGCAUUGCACGUUUCGACGGCGCAUCGUUGUGACGCUGCGACGGGCGUAGCGGUGACCGACCAAGCCGUCGACACGAACACAUCCGUAGCCGACUUGUUGCGACAAAGUCUGGCUUCCGGGACGUUCCUGACCGACACUCAAUCCGGCGCGACGAAGUACAAGGGGGAACGGGAAACGCCACCGCAAUCCUCCGAUACGCAAGCACCGCAACAAUUACAACAGCAGCAGCAGCAGCAGCAGCAGCAGCGGCGACUACCAGAUUUGGAACGCCGGGGUCGGAUACAAUCGACGUGGGAAUCUGGAAAGAAAUCAUCGCCGUCGCAGAAUACCCACGAGGAUUCCCAUUCCCUCAUUCUCCUUCCCACCAGGGCGAGUAUCACUGUCGGCACCAAGUCCGAUGAAGCCAAUAUGACGGUGGAAGAAUUGGCGGUGGCCGAACGAGGCUGCAAUUUAUCCACCAACGAAAUUGCUUCCCGUAACGUUAUGCGUAUCGGCAAAAAACGCAAACUCAAGCACAAUGCGGAUAGUGACGAAGAAGAACAACGACAGCUAUCCUACCUCAACCAAUCACACGGAGCCGACAGCAAAAAGGCUUCGCAACGAUCGCACACGCGGCAAUUGGCGGUCCACGAUCAGCAGUCCAAGAUAACCGCCAAGUGUUGGUGGUGGAUGGAAUCAUCGCGUUUUCCCCGCCACCGCCUGAUUGCCCUCGGCGACUUUGUAGCGCUGGUCGCCGCACCACCAGCAUUGUCCCUCACACCGGGCAAACACUUUUACUUGGUCCCCAUUCCACACGCCGAAUCACUCACUACCUGUGACAAUGACGUCUGGGACGAACUCAUCCGCUUCCAAACCAGCCUCCGACAGACAUUUGCCGCCGAAGGCGAACACGUGCUCUUUUGCGAAACCGUCUUACCCCAACACACUACGUCCUUCUGGCAAACCAAGUUGGAGGCAAUCGUGGUUCCUAGAAAUGUCGGACUCGACGCACCACUCUAUUUCAAAUCAGCACUAACGGAACAAGCCCAGGACUGGGGCACGCACCAAAAACUCCUCAAGACGGCGGAGAAGGGUUUGCGGCGCACAAUCCCGCAGAAUUUUGCCUAUUUUUAUCUAGAGUACGGACCUCACCAUCAAGGGUACGCAUUAAUGAUCGAAACGCAAUCCUUUCCGAAAGAUUUGGGAGUGGAUACGAUUGCCGGCAUGAUGCAGCAAGUUCCGAUACGCAUGCGCCGCCGCUCUUCCGAACCGUCCGUCGAACAGGAACUCCGGUUGAUCGAGGCGUUCUUGCAACG
Molecule: messenger RNA, 1477 nt
Organism: Phaeodactylum tricornutum CCAP 1055/1
Lineage: Eukaryota; Bacillariophyta; Bacillariophyceae; Surirellales; Neidiaceae
Exons: 1
Biological process (GO): mRNA splicing, via spliceosome
Cellular component (GO): post-mRNA release spliceosomal complex
Source: RefSeq, a predicted model, not a curated record